Molecule: messenger RNA, 3024 nt
Organism: Malurus melanocephalus (red-backed fairy wren)
Lineage: Eukaryota; Metazoa; Chordata; Aves; Passeriformes; Maluridae
Gene: POLDIP3
Product: DNA polymerase delta interacting protein 3
Exons: 9
Coding region: 190-1407 (405 amino acids)
Biological process (GO): mRNA export from nucleus
Cellular component (GO): nucleus
Molecular function (GO): mRNA binding
Source: RefSeq, a predicted model, not a curated record
GCUCCCGGGAGCGGCUCGUUGCAUUGUGGGAGAGCCGUGGGAGGGCUGGUGGUGCUCGAGGAGCCGUAACCGACCGGGGCUGCCGGGCCCUCGGCCUCAUCCCUGCCCGGGCCUCGGAAGCUGUCGGCCCUGUAGCGUAGUUCGUGAUGCUCUGACAGAUUGCUUGAGGUGCUUGAGAGGACGUGGAGCAUGUUGCAGAUCAGAGCKACAAGACUUAACACAAGACCGGUGUUUGGGGGUGUAAGAUCUCGCAUUGGGAUCCAGCAAAAUCUUCUAAAUAGAUCAUCACCAACUGUGAGCUUCCAGCGGACAUUUGAUGCCCGACAGAAGAUAGGACUCACUGAUGCCCGACACAAACUGGGGGUUAAAGAUGCCCGUGAAAAACUGGUUCAAAAGGAUGCUCGGUUCAAAAUCAAAGGGAAGGUGCAGGAUGCUCGAGAGAUGUUGAAUUCCCGUAAGCAGCAAAGUGUUGCUGCUGAAAAGGUGACCAAAGUGGUGGAUGCCAGAGAGAAGAUCAGCUUAAAAAGGAGCACUCCAGCUGCUAUCAGCCCAACUAUGGGGACAGUAAAUCCAGCCAUGAAAAUCACCAAAACUAUCCAACAGAAGGCUCCAGUUCCUGGACUUUCUCAUCCAGCAGGAAUGAGGAUCAAUGUGGUGAACAACCAUACACAUAAACAGGGUCUGUAUGACAUGGAAGAUGAUGAUGAAAGCAUCUCUCCCCUUCCUAGCAAACAGAUGAAAAUCACCACCACAAACAGUUUUCUGCACAACUCGACUGGUCUGAACAGCAAUAAAUUCUCUCUGUCCAAGACUGUUCCCCUGACUAAAGUGGUCCAGAAUGAUACAUACACAGCUCCACCUGCACCUCCCUCUCCUAUGCGGACAAAGGCAUUGACAAACAUGUCCCGGACCUUAGUGACAAAGGAAGAGCCUCCAAAAGAGCCAGCACCUGUUGAGCUGGCAUUCAGUCCUUUGGAAGGCACGAAGAUGACCGUAAAUAAUCUGCAUCCUCGAGUCACAGAGGAAGAUAUUGUUGAGUUAUUCUGUGUGUGUGGCGCUCUGAAGCGAGCCCGCCUGGUGCACCCUGGAGUGGCUGAAGUAGUAUUUGUGAAGAAAGAAGAUGCUAUCACAGCAUAUAAGAAAUACAACAACAGGUGCCUAGAUGGUCAACCAAUGAAAUGCAAUCUUCAUAUGAAUGGGAAUGUCAUCACCUCAGACCAGCCUAUAUUGCUCCGAUUGAGUGAUACCCCUUCAGUGAAGAAGGAAGGGGAACCACGCCGGUCAAGUGCAAGCGCCUCCUCAAAUCCCCCAGCUGAAGUGGACCCUGACACUAUCUUGAAGGCACUCUUCAAAUCCUCAGGGGUCUCUGCCACAGUGCAGCCCACAGAAUUCAAAAUCAAACUCUGAGAGGGGGGAGCAAGCAAUGGACUGGAAAACUCAUUUAAGUUGGGGGAUGAGGAAAGUGCAGGAGUGCAGAUGUUAUUUGCAUUUGCCUGUCCAGAAAUUUUUUGUUUUCUAUGAUCGCUACCUUACUGUACAAUAGUGUUUCCUCUUGUGUGUGUACUUUCUGUUUUCAUAGUUGGAGUUUUCUUCCAUGAUUUUUUUUCCAAGAGAAUAACCUCCCCCUUCUGCCAGUAAUGUAUUACCAAACAUAUACCAUGUAACUCCAUCCUUUACUCCAAAGCCCCAGUGGCCAUUAAAAGUGCACAUAGACUUUGAGGGAAGGAGUGGUGAUCUCCUUCUCUUUUCUUCUGACUGACCUUUAACUAAAAGGUGCACCCCCUUGACUGUCCAAAGGCAAGAGCACCACGUUGUUUCUGAAGUUGCUAUGCUGGGUACAAGGUCAGGUUGAGCUCCGUUCAGAAAGGACUUGUAUGCAUUUGGUGGCAUUUGUUGGACAUUGCUGCUCAGCAGCUGUUACAUUGAGAAGAAGUGGGAAAAGCUGAGCUGCCCACUGUGUGUGCCAACGGAGACAUCAGUCAGAAAGGACGUGUGCACAAGUGCACCAGCCAUUGUGCUAUGGGCAGGGAUGUUUCAGCUUUGCUAGUGCUGGAGGAUUGUUCUGGCAUUUGUACAAUGAGCAUGUUCACUUUAGAGGGUCAGGCUCAAUUGCUCUCCUCUUUCUGGAUUGAAAAAUUAAGAACCGGUCAUGUUCAGAGCUACAAGACACCCACUUGUUUGACUCCUCCUGCUGAUGCAGGGACAUGAGUUUCUUAACUUCUAACUUGCCGAGUCUCCUACAGAAAGAUCCUAGUACACACUAAGUCUUGUGUUCAAGAGCUCAUUUCUUUGAAAGAUGCUCUUUGGGCAGUAUUUGGGCUGCUGUGUGGGUAUGCUGCCUGGAUUUGGAGGAUGGUUGCUGCAGUGUAUGGCUUCAGGAAGAGGUUUARGAGCAGAGGGCACUUGCAUUGUAUGAGGAAUACAGGAGAGGAGUGACAAGUCCUGUGCAGGGCAGCGAGGACGUGGCGUGGGCCAGCGAGCGCAUGUGACAAGCCACUCGGUGGCACUUCCAUUACUUCCCGUUGUUUGUACGGCAUCGGCACCUUGGAUGUUGAAAGUCCCUGUAGCUCCACCCGUUUGUGUUUGUUCAAAUUGUACUAUAAGAGAGGAAAGCUGAGAGCAACUUCCAGAGUCUGGUUGGGGUUUGAACUUGAUUCUGCUAGCUGGGAGACUAACCUAAUCCAUUCUGUUCAGGCUCUGCUGAGUAGCUCCUGUAAAUCCAGAUUCCAUUUCUUGGACAACCCCAUGUUUCUUUUGCUUUCUUGUUCUGUAUGAACUCUUUCCUCUCUCUAGCUCAUGCAGACCAUUCCUCUAUCUCACUGUAUCCCUUUUCGCCAUGGAAAUAAUGAGGACUUGGCAGGAUUUGUUUUUCUGGAGUACUGUCUUUCGUUUGAAGGCCAGUGACACCAUGAUUGGUGGGGUGCUUCACAUGAACAGCAGAUGUUUGUAGGGGAGGGGACCUAAGACAGCUAUUGUUCUCCUUUUUUUUUAGAUUGCCCACCAAAUACCUGUGUUUUAAUAAAA